CAAUGUAAAGGUACUACAGUAAAGUAGUACCGAUAGUAUGGUACAUUUACCGUGCGGUAUCAUCACCCAUCAAAACAAAAACCACCAACCAGAAGAUGGUAGUACACAAGAACAUACUGGCACCAGCACAAUACACCAAGAAAACGCGAUCGAGUCUCACACUAUACGAUCAAGAUGCGUCGCUCGUCUGCUGUGAGUCAAUGUAAACCCAGGGGCCCUUCUAUCGACCACGGGCUCCGGUUAGGGAUAUGUGCGCUCUUGGUUGCUUCGCUGGCGGUUCCAGCGAGCGGAUGGUCCCUGAACCAUAGCCAUAGCCAUCAGCAUCGCCAUCGCAUCGGGCUGGCAAACCGUCGAAGCGCGAACCCCGCCGAUGCAAGCCCGGCCGCGCUCUUUCUCUCGGCGGACACCGAAUCCACCGGGGGGGAGGAACAGCUGGCGACAAUGAUCAAGGAAGUCUCCGGGAUGCGGGUGUCCGAGCUGAAGGCGGAGCUCGGAGAACGCGGCGUCGACUUUUCCGAUUGCUUCGACAAGGAAUCGAUGGUGGAGAAGCUGGCAAGCGCACGGGUGAACGGCGUUGGCGAGGACGACAACGACUACGAGCACCAGAGCGGCGAAAGCGGGGAGAACACCGGCGAUGCCGCAGCGGUGGACGCCGACACCCCCCAAGACUUUGACCGGGAGGCCGCCCUCCGGGAGCUCAAGGGGAUGCGGGUCCGCGAGCUGCGGGAGGAGCUGGGGAGGAGGCGGAUCCCCCGGGCGGGCCUCUUCGAAAAAGAGGACCUGGUGGCGGCCCUGCUGGAGGCCCGCGCGCUGGCCUCGGUCUUUUGCGCCACGGGCUCGCUGGUGGCGGGGGAGGUCACGGAGGUCUCCGAGGACGUGGCCCGCAGGGAAAUCGGCUUUGGGGGCGGCCCGCCGCUCCUCCUCGACGUGUACGCGACCUGGUGCGGCCCGUGCCAGAUGAUCGCGCCCUUUCUGAAGGAGAUCGCGGCCGAGAAGGGGACCGGCCUGCGGAUCGCCAAGAUGGACAGCGACCAGAACCCCGGGCUCUCCUCGGAACUGAGGGUCCAGGGCCUCCCCACCCUGGUCUUGUUCCGGUCCGGCGAAGAGGUCGACCGCAUCGAGGGGGCCCCCACGAAGGAACAACUCCUGGCGUGGAUCGACGGCCACCGGUGACGGAUGGAGAGACGGCGGGCAGCGGGUUCGAUCGCGUCGGACACGAUCACAAGAAACGCACGACUGCGAU
Pseudo-nitzschia multistriata is the source of this 1243-nucleotide messenger RNA. NCBI's taxonomy places the organism in Eukaryota, Bacillariophyta, Bacillariophyceae, Bacillariales, Bacillariaceae. The record is from the annotation of a GenBank genome assembly.